AUGUCCUCUCUUUUCCGCCAAAUGGUGUGGGAUGGUACAGUACCUCUCGCCAUCAAACUCGCCCCGAGUUCACUGCCAUCCUCGUCUGACCGUAUGCUUGACACAUAUUUCAUCCAAGCACCGAGGAUAUCAUACCUUCCUCUUUUGAUUCCAGAAAUUCGCCAAAAUUUGUGUGACCUUGUUCUCGAUGAGGCAACAGCCGCGGCUUUAAGGGAAGAGGAUUGGUGGUUUGAAACUGAGAAAGACAACGUACUAAAGUGGCAUUGGCCGAUCGGGUUAUUAUACGACGCACACUUUACUACCAUGUCUGCUUCAGAAUCGUGCUUCCUGCCUUCAGCCUCGAGCCUGUCCCCGCCCAUGCCUAUUACUUUGUAUCUGUCGAACCCUCCUGCAGAUAAAUUGCUCUUGACGCCAUCUGUGGAAUCACUGAAGUCUUCCUUCAUGUCACAAUGUAAGGAAGCUGAUUUCCUUCGUUGGGGAAGCACCAGACGCAUGACCGGACUACGCAAGACUGAGCAAGACGGCCUCUGGGAUGCAAUCCGAGAGCACAAUUACGAUAACUUUUGGAAAAUAGGCUCGAAAAUAUUGCCGAACCCAAACCCGCCUUCACCGUUACUCAACUCGUCCCCUCCGACUCCAAAUCCAGAUGGCACAGGUGCUGCCACAACCACCAACGACGCAUACGCAGUUCGCUCUAUUCCACUGCGAUUAUUCCUUCCAAACGCUCCAGUCAUACAGGACUUAUGUUCCCCUGUGACGCAAAAUGGGGUGCACACGACCCUAGGGGACCUCCUCUCAGCGUCUUUCCCCCUAUUAUUUUCCAAAGGCGCGAACAUACAGAACACCAGCAUAUCAGGCGCAUAUGCAGUCGUUCAAGGAAUGGAACCACCGUUGGAAACGGAAGUAGGCUGGCUUGGGGCGUCAUUGGCCGGUGCAGAUGGUUGGGUGAAUGUGUGUGUUGGUUUACGCGCGUAAUUAUUUCCUGGAUGACAGAAUGAAUUGUUC
This is a messenger RNA of Dacryopinax primogenitus, 1005 nucleotides long. RefSeq lists its product as uncharacterized. NCBI's taxonomy places the organism in Eukaryota, Fungi, Basidiomycota, Dacrymycetes, Dacrymycetales, Dacrymycetaceae. The transcript has 5 exons. Gene Ontology annotation, biological process: C-terminal protein lipidation; autophagy of mitochondrion; nucleophagy. Gene Ontology annotation, cellular component: Atg12-Atg5-Atg16 complex; cytoplasm; phagophore assembly site membrane. The record is from RefSeq and is a predicted model, not a curated record. Bases 1 to 975 code for a protein of 324 amino acids.